ACCAUCAAUUUGCUUCUAAAACUGCAACCUGCACAAUUUAUUUCUAAGAAUGUAUUUUGCCAUUUAGUUUUUCUUCAAUAUUUUUUUAAGAAUCUUCCCCCUAGCAUUUAUCUUUACCAGCAGUUGUCAUUCUCAUUUUUGCUAAUUUGGUACCCAUUUAUGUACACACAUCUCCUUUUCGCUGAAGACGUCAGAGGUAAAGCCAGAACCCAAUGCUAUCCACGGGCGAAGCAGCCUAAAGCUCGUACCUGGUCAGGAGCUUUGAUUUUGUUCCUUCAUUUUGACUGGGUAGCAAAGGAAGAAGAAUAAUGCUUUGCCUGGGCACCCCAACGUGGAAGAGAUACAGUGGAGUGGGAACAAGGCUUGUGACUGCCAAGGGUUGCUCUGAUUUUUCCAAAAUUAAAAUUAAUAGCAAUGGCACCAGAGUGUUCAGAAGGGGCCGGAGCUUUUCCUUCACAUCAUAUUCUUCAAUUAAAAGCAAAUGCAGCUGCUCUUCUCUACCGCUCAAGCUAGCCACUGAUGGCAACGGAAAUUGUCGAAAUUCAAAGACUCUUGUAAAAGGAAUGACCUACAUUGAAUUGGAAGCUUGGGUGCUCUCACUUGGUUACAGGGCGAGCCAAGCUUUGAUGCUAUGGAAAUGCUUAUAUGGGAAUGGUACAUGGGCGCAACAUGUAGAUGAAAUGCAAGGUUUGAACAAGCACUUCAGAGAAGCAUUGGAAAAGACAGCAGAGUUCAGUGUAUUAUCGCUUAAAGAUGUUUAUUUUGCAGUUGAUGGCACUUGCAAGAUUCUAUUCAAUUUGGGAGAUGGGUUAGUUAUAGAAACAGUUGUAAUCCCAUGUAAAAGAGGGCGUACUACCGUCUGCGUGUCAAGUCAAGUGGGCUGUGCUAUGAACUGCCAAUUUUGCUAUACAGGAAGGAUGGGUUUAAAGAAAAAUUUGACUGCAGCUGAAAUGGUGGAGCAGGUUGUUUAUGCCCAUCGUCUUUUAUCGGGAGAGGUUGGUCCAAUUACAAAUGUUGUAUUUAUGGGUAUGGGUGAGCCAUUGCAUAACUUCGACAACGUAAUGAAGGCUGCAGAGAUAAUGCUCGACUGUCAUGGGCUCUAUUUCAGUCCUCACAAAGUGACAGUUUCCACCAGUGGCCUUGUGCCACAAUUAAGGCGCUUCAUUAAAGAAUCCCCUUGUGAACUAGCUGUUAGUCUCAAUGCAACAACAGAUGAGGUGCGGGAUUGGAUCAUGCCAAUUAACCGCAAAUAUAAUCUUGAUGUACUACUUACUACAUUGAGAGAGGAGAUCAGUCAAAGACAUAAAUACAAAGUUUUAUUCGAAUAUGUAAUGCUUGCUGGAAUUAAUGACAGUAUAGAGGAUGCAAAGAGGCUGGUGAAUCUUAUUAAAGGAAUUCCCUGCAAGAUCAAUCUUAUUUCAUUCAAUCCUCAUAAGGGGUCUCCAUUUGCUCCUAGCCCACAGGAACAGAUGCUUGCAUUUCGAAAUAUUGUUGCAAAUGCAGGAUACACUGUAUUUAUUCGUUAUAGUCGUGGUGAGGAUCAGAUGGCAGCUUGUGGGCAGCUCGGUCACCCUGGAAAUAGUCAACUUCCACUAAUGCAAAUUCCUGAAAGAUUUCAGGCUGUAAUAGCUUCCCAAUGAUAUAGAUUGCAUCUAAGUUAUAAAUAUGUCCUUAGUUUUCGUAAGGGAUUUUUGUAUUGCCCAUAUUUAUAUUCAUCCUAUCAAUUUUCACAUUUAGGAUGGUGUAACCAUAUGAUUUUGCAUAGAAAUAUUCCAGUCUUGUAAUUAUUCCAUGGCAUGUGCUUUGUUCAGUCUAGUAAAAUCUUCUGAUUAUAAUGCUUUUUGUUGUAUGUCA
Messenger RNA from Cryptomeria japonica (Japanese cedar), 1854 nucleotides. RefSeq lists its product as uncharacterized. The transcript has 9 exons. The record is from RefSeq and is a predicted model, not a curated record. Gene Ontology annotation, molecular function: RNA methyltransferase activity; iron-sulfur cluster binding. NCBI's taxonomy places the organism in Eukaryota, Viridiplantae, Streptophyta, Pinopsida, Cupressales, Cupressaceae. The coding region runs from base 309 to 1640 and encodes 443 amino acids. Gene Ontology annotation, biological process: rRNA base methylation; tRNA methylation.